This is a messenger RNA of Agelaius phoeniceus (red-winged blackbird), 3056 nucleotides long. Lineage: Eukaryota; Metazoa; Chordata; Aves; Passeriformes; Icteridae. The record is from RefSeq and is a predicted model, not a curated record.
AUGUCUCUAGAAGUUGAGUAUGACUAUCCGGACGAAUUUGUAGCGAUCCUUCAAGUAAAGUCAAGGGAAUUGGUGCUGAGAAGUGGCAGUGCUACUUCCCAAAGAGAGUUGAAAGGUUUAUUAGUCAUGAAACGAAUUCUUCUGGUUUUUAUCCUGGCUGCUGCUGUUAUGUAUGGUAUCCUGCAUGGAAAUCUAUGGAGAAAUAACUUCUACUGGAUUAGCUUUUAUGGACAGAGUUCCUCUGUGAGGGCUUCUCCUUCCUAUGUGACUAGUGGAGUUACAAUCAGUUACAAUCAGCUGCCACCUACGGCUGUAGAGAGGAGGAAUGCAUUGGAUACUUGUCUCCUGAAACCAGCAUUUGAAUCUUUACUGGGUGUUGACAAAAUAUACCCAUUCCUGUGCGCUAAUGAUUUUAUCAGAGUGGCAGAGUUCCAAGGGAGCAAUAAGUUUGAACUACCUUAUGGAAUAAAGAGAGCAGAGCAAUUUUUUCGUUUAGCCCUUUCAAGACUGCAGAACUGUGGCCUUUCCAGUGAAGAAGACAGCAUUCCCUGUCGACGGUGCAUUGUGGUUGGUAAUGGAGGAGUACUUCGAAAUAAGACAUUAGGGGAGAAAAUUGACUCGUAUGAUAUCAUAAUAAGAAUGAAUAAUGGCCCUGUGAUAGGGUACGAAGAGGAUGUUGGGAGGAGGACGACUUUUCGCCUUUCUUACCCAGAAUCUAUCUUCUCAGAUCCCAUCCACUAUGACCCUAAUACCACUAUUGUUCUCAUCGUCUUCAAACCACGGGACUUGAAGUGGCUUUGGGAGAUACUUGGUGGUCAGAAAAUAAGCGCGAAGGGCUUCUGGAAGAAACCAGCUCUGAAUAUGAUCUACAAAUCGAGUCAAAUCAGGAUUCUUGAUCCCAGCAUCACCAGGAAAGCUGCUUAUGAGUGGCUUCAUUUCCCAACAAGGUUUCCUAAGAAGGAGAAACCCAAGCAUCCAACAACAGGGCUAAUUGCCAUUACACUGGCAUUUCACAUAUGCCAUGAAGUCCACCUGGCAGGCUUCAAGUACGACUUCACUGACAGAAAUAGCUCUUUGCACUACUAUGGCAAUGAAACCAUGUCUCAGAUGAUGCAGAAUGAAUACCACAACAUCACUGCCGAGCAGAAAUUUUUGAAGAAGCUUAUAGACAAGAACUUUGUGAUCAAUUUGACAUGAAAGCUGAAUGGAAAAUACAAAGAACAAUCACUAUUUUCAAGAUUUGAAAAAUGUUAUUUUUUGUAUGACAUUUUUAUUUUUUAAGUGCAACAUAACUGUUUACUGUUUAAAGGAGCGCAGAAACCUCAUCAAGGCAAAAACUUUUAACUGAGGGUAAUGGACUGUUGCAAACAGAGUUAACUGAAUUUCUGUGAAGCUAUUUAAUAGUGGGAAAACCGUGAAACUUUCAACUGAAAGUAUCAGGGAUAUAUAAAAAUGUGAUGUACAUCACUUACUUAUCAGUGAGAACUCUUUCCAAAUGAUUAAUUCUCUGGAAUACUUUUGUUUCUGAUGUUGUCCUCCAAAAGAGUUCCACUGUCAGGAGACUGAGAUGACUGGUGUUCAUUCUGUAGGUGGAUGUAAAGUCAUGACUGUCUUCUUGUAUGAAAAUUGCUUUAAAACUAUGCAUCUAAAUCAUUACUGUAUGUUUUGGAGAAGGGGGAACAUACAGACUGUACAGGUUUUGUUCUGCCAUACUCCUGAGGAGAGGAUGUCCACCUUCAGCUGAGCAGCCACAGCUUCUGCACUGACCAUCAACUCUGGGCUUCUGUCUGCCUUUGCCGAAGGUGAAGACCCUUUGUCUGAUUUGUGGAGAUGUUGGUGUUGACGAUGCUUGUGUUGUACCCAUUUUAUAGAAUAAUAAUGCUCCCUGUGCUGUGCAUCCAGUAAAUUUUACAGUCGCUGACUUGACUUAAAAAAAAGGAAUACAAAGACUGAAGAGCUGUCCGAACUACCUGUGUCAGCCCCCAUACCACAAUAGAAACAAAAGCUUGGACAGACAUGUUCAUGCCUGAGUUUAGAGUCAAUGUUUGUUGGAGUCCUAGUUCUCCAGGACAGCAUCUCAUGCAUUUUUUUUGUUUGUUUCCUCAAAAACAGGUGGAUUUUUCCAAAUGAGUACAAUCUCCUUCCUCAGAUGUUGUAAUGCAUCAAUACAAACAAGGAAUACUCCCAUUUUUGGCAUUAGAGUGUAGUAGGGAAUAUCCAGGGUGUACUUCAGCUGAAUUAUCAUUUGGCAUCUGUUUACCUCUUCUGUGUUGAUAUUUAAGUUUGAAGUGUGUGGAUGAACUUAAAUCAUUUAGCAGUGAGAACUUGCUCACGAUUUUAGUUGAAACAUUUAAUGGGAAGUUUAUAUUUCCUGUAUUGGUUUGUCUCUGACAAGCCUGUGAAUAAAUGAAAUCUGCUUGGGAACACGCUUGACAGCUAUCAAAGAACAACAAUGUGCAGUUCCAGUUCUCUCACAGGACAUUUAUAUAAAAUUUUUAUUUUAAUUAUGGCAGAAUUUCUGGAUGAUUUUGUGGUUAUCUUUGUUAAUCAAACCUGAAGAAAACGCAAAUAAGUCCACUUAAAAAGUCUUUGAAGUUGGUAGGAAUACCAUGGUUGCUUUUCUAUAAAAUAAUAUAGAGAGGACAUUUAGGAGGAAUGCAAACAAUCACAAUAUGAACAUAAACCAGGGUAUUUGUUAUUUUCAGAAGGUGAGGAUUGCAAGAGUGCUGAACACAAUUUAUUUUGCUGCAGCUAUGGAGAGGAAUUGCCAUUUGGGAAUUAGGGGGAGGGCAUUGUGGUCUGGAGAGGUGCCACAGCUGAAGGGAAGGAGGCUUGUGUUUUCACCCAGUGAUUCCUGAGCUUUGGUCUGUGUCAGGCAAGCUGGACAUACCUGAAAUAACUUGAGAUGUCAGGAAAAUCUCUGGCAUGGGCUGGGGAAGGAUGCAGGUGUGUCCCAGCAAGGGACAGGGUGUGCCAUGGUGUCUUGUCUGAUGCAUGUCGCUUGGCUGCAGCUGUACUCCAGCUGUGUGCAGGGUGGCAGGUCAGGGUGUGGAGGA